Molecule: messenger RNA, 1309 nt
Organism: Folsomia candida
Lineage: Eukaryota; Metazoa; Arthropoda; Collembola; Entomobryomorpha; Isotomidae
Product: calexcitin-2
Exons: 8
Coding region: 159-719 (186 amino acids)
Molecular function (GO): calcium ion binding
Source: RefSeq, a predicted model, not a curated record
UAGACUUAGCUGGAUUCAUGCUCCUGGUCAAAUUUAGUUUGCAGAUCGAAACCGUCCAGAACACAGCACAAGCUAAAAACUUGUUCAUCCAUCCCUAAAAAAGAAAUCCUAUUGUUUUUUUUAGCAGUGAGACUUUAUUUACACAAAACUCUGCCAAGAUGUCCAUGUCAGAGUUUCGCCUUGCCAAGCUCACCUACGUGUUUGAGCGAUUUUUCGAUACCGAUAAGUCUGGCACCAUUGAAAAGGAGGAUUUCCACCUUGCAGUAAAGCAACUCUGCAAAGUCCGAAAAUGGUCGGAAGGUGGAGAUGAUUUCAAGGCUGUGGAGGCUAGUUUUAUGAAGAUGUGGGAUGUUCUGAGGAAGCGAUGCUACAAGGAAGACAAUGAAAAGAUUUCCCCCGAAGAAUUUGUCCAACUGUGGAGAAACACAGGAAAGAUUGACGAAUGGGAGAAGGUUUACAUGGACUUGAUGUUCGAACUUCAGGAUACUUCCGGCGAUGGUGUUAUUGAUGAGGAUGAGUUUGCCGGUGUUUGCGAUUCUUUCGGAGUCAACCCUGCCGAGGCGAGACAGGCAUUUGCGACUUUUUCCAUGCGUGGACACGUCGCCGUAGACAAGAAAUACUACGAAAAGCUGUGGAAGGAUUAUUUCGGCUCUGAUGACCCAGCCUCCCCCGGAAACUACAUGUUCGGCAAGGUUUCAUUUGCUGACGUCCUCCAAUAAAUCAAACCAUCAUCAAUCGACUCCAUUUUUGAAAAUAUUAUCCAAAAAUAAUGGAAUAAUGAUUGAUCUGACUUGGGUUUAUUUAUGUCUCAACUUGUUAUAAACUGAUACUGCCAGGUUUUCCAUGACCAGACCAGACCACAAAUAAUAAAGAAAAAAACAGAACAAUCGGACAAUUUCAUUGAUUCAAUUCGAUUCAAAAACAAUAAUUUUAUCAAACCCCCAUACAAAAAUAUUUAGUAGUUCCUUAAUUAUAAUUGUCAUACUUUUACCUAAUAUCCUUCAUUAUUUGAUGUUUGAGGGGGGAAUGAGUUAAUUGUUGUUGUUGUAAUUAUGAGAGUGGAAAAAUUCACGAGGACGAAUAUUGACCAGUUUUAUGCCUCUUGUAGAAACUUUACUUUUCAUUUUAUCUACCUGAUUAUCAACUUUACUUAAUUUGCGUAAUGAAUGUUUUAUCCUCUUCUAUAAUUAUAAUAGGAGUGAAAGUAUCAUGCAUCAUCAAAUGAUCAUCAUUGUUGUUAAAUAAAUACUCAAUUUGCAAUUAUGUGUACACUUUUAAAUAAAAAAAUCCAAAAGACAUGUUCAAUUUA